CGGAGUACUACGACACUAUACGCAUCGUUGCCUCCAUACCAGCCACAGUUGUCUUUACUUCCUACGAUAUACUCUGUACUGCGGCUUCCUUUUCCACAAAAAACCGACAUUGGUCCAUUACUAAGGACUCAAGAUGUCUAUCAAUUGGGUUAUGCUAAAUGACCAAGAUGGUUUCGUCCAUCUUCCAAAUGAGCAGCUGCUUUACAAGUCGCCUCCACGGAUCGGCUUCUUGUUACAACCACUCGGUUCAUAUAAGGGCAGCGACUCGAUAUCUCUCCAAAGUAGCGGGGGCCAUAUUCAUCUUACCAAUCAGCGGGUUGUCUAUCUCCCUAGCCAGGGCACUAAAGAUUUUCAAUCCUUUUCUGUUCCGCUUUUAAAUAUCCGUGACUCUCAUGUUUCUGCUCCUUUCUUCGGACCAAAUGUCUGGCAGGCUCUUGUCCAGCCGGUCUCUGGUGGCGGGAUCCCGCCGUCGCUGCCUGCCGUGCAGGUAAAAGCUACUUUCAAAGAAGGCGGAGCGUUUGAUUUUCAGAAUCAGUUUGAACGUAUUAAAGAGCGCUUACAGCAGGCUAUGGAGUUUUCUCCGGAAAGUACUCGAGGGGAGGUCAAUAUGUCUGGUGUCCAUUUAGACGAGUUACCAGCCUACGACGGACCGCAAGACGGGGGCAGCGCCGGUCAUAACCACGAGAACUCAUCAUCUACACCGCAUAAUAGCCAUGCUCCUCCAUACUCUGGCCCUGAACACUCUAGCCCUGAACCCGCGGAACCGCCGCCGGGAUACGAGGAAGUGCAGCAACAAAGUGUCGCGAAUGAGUUGGAGGAGAGGCUGCGUCGUGCUAGCUAGCCGGGAUAUCUAUUAAGAGGACAGUCUUGGAAGAUUUCUCCGAUAGCUUUUAUACCUACGAGAUUGGUGUUCUGCUAUUUGCUUUCUAAUAGAACCUAACGAUUGCCCCUCACGUGUACAUGUACUUAAUGACCGAUAUGGUAGCUAAAACAGCAUUAAUGGCGCUGGUGCAACACUCUACAGCCUUUAACUAUUCCCCCAUAACCACA
Molecule: messenger RNA, 1050 nt
Organism: Aspergillus ruber CBS 135680
Lineage: Eukaryota; Fungi; Ascomycota; Eurotiomycetes; Eurotiales; Aspergillaceae
Exons: 3
Coding region: 134-841 (235 amino acids)
Biological process (GO): positive regulation of DNA-templated transcription
Cellular component (GO): nucleus
Molecular function (GO): transcription coactivator activity; chromatin DNA binding
Source: RefSeq, a predicted model, not a curated record